Molecule: messenger RNA, 1479 nt
Organism: Fusarium subglutinans
Lineage: Eukaryota; Fungi; Ascomycota; Sordariomycetes; Hypocreales; Nectriaceae
Exons: 1
Coding region: 1-1479 (492 amino acids)
Molecular function (GO): protein binding
Source: RefSeq, a predicted model, not a curated record
AUGCCUCACUUCAAAUUAGAGCCACAGUACUCAUUAUCCUGGGCCCAACGCAUUUGUGACCGAUUCCGGCUCAGGCAGGGGAAAUAUGAGGUCCCUCUUCUGAAAGCUCAUGAAGGAGUAACGGCGGUCCCCUUGGAUACACUCGUGCCAGAAGAUUCAGGCCUUCCAGCACCACUUGAGCCCCUGAAGUUGGGAAGUCAACAAAACCUAGGGUCUCGACUACUGCAACUUCCACCAGAGCUACUGCUUCACGUCGUGCGCUUUCUGCCGCAUAGCUCUCUUUACAUGCUGCGCCAGACCUGUCAGACCCUGCGCGAAUUAACUGCCGACUUCGAGUUUCACGAUUUUCAUUGGGACAUCCUGCACUUUACAGAACAAGGCGUCUUUAGACCUACAAUCCUUGGAUCCACGUGUGAACAGCUUCGGCUCAUCAAGCGGACCUUGCUGCGAAGGUCACUAUGCAAACACUGCAGGGAUGUAUUUGACUCAGGCGAGCUGGAAAGGCGACUCCAGAGACUUUGGCAACCUAUCCGUUGCGCUGGAUGCAACCAAAACCACCCGGAACUUCUUUUCCCGCAGGGAAAUGAAAAAGGCAACAUCUGUGUGGGGUUGCUGGGUCACUUUGAAAUUUGCAAGCACGUCAAAGUCUCGGCAAAGCUGCAACCGAAAUAUAACGAAGGAAUGUACAUUCGCUGCAAACAUCCCGAUCAUUGCUCUGCGAGUAGUCGAGAUGUUGAGAACAUGUCAGACUUCACGAACUAUCAGCCUCGCAUUCGCACGUCAUACUCAGGAGACAUACACGCCAUCCGCUACGUUAACCUUUUCCCAGUGGCCAGGAUCAAUCAGCGACAAUUCCCGGGAAUGCCAGCACUGCAGCAGUUUCUGCUGAAACAAUUCAAGGAAAAGGGCGUUGAGGGAUUGUGUUCACAUGCUUCAACACAGAUCGAUUCUAUCGUGUCGUCUAUGAUAUCAGACGAAUGCAAUUGCUUCCCUGCUACCGGGACUCCGGUUCAUAAACUUGAGGCUCCAUACGGCCCAGGCGCUAGGUGUCCGAACCACAGCUAUAAUUGCCGCCAUUGCGGGGCACAUUACCUUUGGUUCUACGAGGGCGACUAUAUUGUUCUUAGCCAUAAGUUGUUCUCCAGGAACACCGGCUCGGAUAGCUUUGGGUGGCUUUCCAACCUCACAUUUGAUACGGACGAGCACCCUCUCUUCAACGACAAUACCAAGGGUGUGCUCUGGUGUGAUGAUCCAUCAUGUGGCACAGGCUGCGGAACCCGCUGGCUUUUAAUGGUUGAGAUACUGAAAAGAGCUUCACUACGCCGUCACGGGGGAUUCGACCAAGUUCCUCUGCGGGAUAGAUACUCUGCGCUGAAGCUGCCAUUUACAUUGGAAUAUCAAGUGUUCCAGGAGGCUGUGGAAUGGCCCAAAGAUCCAAACAUGCUAUCCAUGGACCUUAUGUUUCCAUUACCUCACUAA